AACCCUCUAAUUCAUUAUUGUAAAGCACACCACUGUCUUGAUCGGCGUCAGUGUCAGUGCUGCCCCAGCACCGUGGAAUUUCACCGCAAACAUCAUGGUCAGGAUCAGCAACAUGGGAAUUGUCUCUUUAUGCAUAGUAUUGCUGCUGGGGUCAGAGAUCUGCAUAGCAGCAAGGCAAGAACUGAUAGUUACCUCCAUCAAGCAAGACCCCUACACAAUGAGCAAGGGCUUGCAGUUGGAAGGCUACUGUAUGGAUCUGCUCACUGAGCUGGCUAAGAAACUGGGUUUCAAAUACAAAGUUCACCUGGUGAAGGAUGGAGCGUAUGGCCGGCAAGAUGAAAGUGGAAACUGGAACGGAAUGAUCGGGGAGGUUGUUAGAGGGGAAGCUGAUCUCGCCGUGGCUCCCCUCACUCUCACUGCUGCCCGUGAGAAGGCAGUGGGAAUGACAAAACCUUACAUGCAGACGGGAAUCAGUAUCCUCCUCCGCAAAGAUAUCGUUUCUGAGGAGGCCGGGUUUUUUGACUUCCUCUCCCCUUUCUCUGGGGAGACCUGGUUCGGCGUCCUGAUUGCAUACUUUGUGACUGCAGUCUGCAUCUGCAUUGUGGGAAGGUUGAGUCCAUGUGAAUGGAGUCAGCCUGAGACAGAGCCAAAUCACUUCACUCUCCUCCACAGUUUGUGGUACGCUGCGGGAGCCCUAAGCCUGCAAGGUGCAGGCCCUCACCCUAAAGCUGUGUCAGGAAGGGUUAUCAGUUGUACCUGGUGGUUGUUUGCUGUGGUGCUCCUGGCCUGUUAUUUUUCCAGCCUCAGUUCCUCUCAGGGGUCUGACUCUGCACCGCUCAUGAUUAAAGGUUUUGAGGACUUGGCUAAUCAGGACGUAAUAGAAUAUGGAACACUUGCCGGCUCCUCCACUCUUGCCUUCUUUAAGAACUCAAAUAACCCAUCUUACCGUCGUAUCUAUGAGCACAUGGAACGGAGAAAGAGUUUUGUGUCCUCCAUGGAUGAGGGUGUCCAGAGAGCAAAGGAAGGAAACUAUGCUUUUAUUGGAGAAUCAGUGUCCUUGGACUUGGCUGUGGCACGCCAUUGUGACCUGGUCCGGGCGCAUGAGGUCAUCGGGAUGAGAGGUUACAGCAUUGUAACUCCUCUUGGAUCUCCAAUGCUGAAGAACCUGAGCGUGGCCAUCCUGCAGCUGAGUGAGGCUGGGGAGCUGGCGUACCUGCGCACUAAGUGGUGGGCCAGCAGCUGUAUACCGGAUAGUGCCAAAGGCUCGUCUCUGAGGGCCCAUAGCAUGAAGGGCAUCUUCCUGGUUCUGGCUAUAGGCCUUGGGAUUGGAGUGCUGCUCUCCUUGUUUGAACUCACCUCAAAGUCUCGCAGCACUGCAGGGGAGCAGAAGAAAUCCUGCUGUGCAGUUUUGACUCAGGAGCUGAGCCAGCGUUUGAGAAUGACCAACACAAAGGGAGACCAGGAAACCUCAGACAAAAACAAGGCAUAAAAUGCUCAAACACUGAUGUAAUAUGCAAGUCUUACAUUAUUAGGUUUGUACAUUAUCUGGUGCUAGGUAUUAUUACUAUUUCCCAAGUUAGAAAAUGAUAUUUUUUAACAUUUUAUAUUUUUAACUGAUUUAGAUAAGCUGUACUAAAACUGCAGAGAUUUUAAUACAUAAUCUUAUUUUUUUUCUUUUUACAUUUAAAUCAAGCUGCCUGUUUGUUCAAUGAUGCAAUGAGACACCUUUUCAUUUACAUCUUGCAGCAAAAUCUCAUGCAGUUGUUUAUAUUAGAUCAAUCUGGAAACAAUAUAGAAACAGAGAUUUUUAGACCAGCAUUACGAGU
Sinocyclocheilus anshuiensis is the source of this 1826-nucleotide messenger RNA. RefSeq names its product probable glutamate receptor. Gene Ontology annotation, biological process: monoatomic ion transport. The coding region runs from base 95 to 1489 and encodes 464 amino acids. The record is from RefSeq and is a predicted model, not a curated record. NCBI's taxonomy places the organism in Eukaryota, Metazoa, Chordata, Actinopteri, Cypriniformes, Cyprinidae. The transcript has 10 exons. Gene Ontology annotation, cellular component: membrane. Gene Ontology annotation, molecular function: signaling receptor activity; ligand-gated monoatomic ion channel activity.